Trichomonas vaginalis G3 is the source of this 993-nucleotide messenger RNA. RefSeq lists its product as uncharacterized. NCBI's taxonomy places the organism in Eukaryota, Parabasalia, Trichomonadida, Trichomonadidae. The coding region runs from base 1 to 993 and encodes 330 amino acids. The record is from RefSeq and is a predicted model, not a curated record. The transcript has a single exon.
AUGGAUAGUGAUACUGAUUCAUCUUCUCCGCCACAGGAACGCAAAAAGAACAUUCAAAUGGUAGAAGUAAGUUCCAGUGAUUCUUCAUCUGAUUCAUCAAUUGAAAUCAAUGUGAGAAGAAAUUCUAAUCAAAAUACAUCAAACAGAGGAAGACGAAGAAGAAAUCAAAAUGAAGGAGUUACAGAAAGAAGAAGGAGAUCAUCAUCAAAUAACAUUAAUCAAAACUCUUUACCGAAUGAUAAUAAGCCAAAAGUAAUUUCUGUUUCUGAUACGAUGACAGGAGAUAAAUCAAACAAGGACUCAGAAACAAGUAGUUCUGAAGUUCAUCCAAUUGCUCAACAAGAAAUUCCAAAUCCAAUUGUAAGCGAACCACCAGCAUCUAUUCCAGAACCAGUAACAGAUAAUGAAGUAAAUUACGCAAUCAUUCGUACACAUUCUGUUAUUAAAAAUGUUUAUACAUAUAAAUUUCACCAUGAAGGAAACAUAAUAUUCUCUGCCAAAUGCAAGAAGAGAAAUCCCAAUAAGCCAAUAGUUAUAACAGCUGGAGAAGAUGUUCAUAUUUCCGUUCAAGGAGAUUAUUAUUUAGUUCCUGAAAAUUCUGCAACAAUGUUUACUUUGAGAAAACGAACUGAAACAGGUACUAAAUUAAUGACCGCACAUAUAUUACAUAAUAUGGAAAACUAUAUUUUACCAAGAUUAGUUACUGUUUCUUUAACAGAAGAAAACGGAUUGCCCAUGCAAACACUUGUUACAAGAAAACCGAAAAUGAACCGCAAUGGAAUUUUCACCCUUGAUUUCCAAAACAGAUUUACAAUAGCAAGUGAAAAGAAUGCGAUUUUCUACAAUCAGGCACUAGGAAGAUCAUCGCAAAAUGUCCUUUGCGUUAGAAAAAUAGCUAAAGAAACUUUAGAAAUCAAUACAACGGAUAAAUUACCUCCAUAUUUAAUUUUUGCAAUUGGUCUUGUUAUGUUCACUGCUAAUUUAGGCAGUUAA